CCAUAAAAGAACAAAGACUGAGAAAGGGAAAUAAAAGAGAGAGAGGAGAGAGAGAGAGAAGGGGCUAGAAUCGGAACAAUGGCCACACGGACGAGACAUAUUGCACCGCCGGCGACCGGAACGGGGACGAUAACCCUAACCCUAGAAAACCAAUCAGAAUCCGCACCCUCGUCAUCAUCAUCAUCAUCAUCAUCAUCACAAGUACCGCAACGACCAAUCGAAACCCUAACAUUGAAACUGAAGCCAAAGAAGAGAGUAUCAUGGAAAGCUGGGACAGUGGACAAUGAAUUCCUCAACAAGAAAAGUUCCAAAAAAUGUUGCAUUUUCCACAAAGAAAAGCCUUUUGAUGAAGACGAUAGCGAUGAUGAUGACGAAGAAAAUGACCCAUCUAAGAAGAGUCAUCAUCAUGAUCAUUGUUGUUCUAAACAGGAUCAUGGUGGAGAAGCAAGUACCAGUUAUUCUGAACAUCAUUAAUUUAUUUUCACUUGUAAGUUCUGUUUUAACUUUUUAUUAAGAAGGAAAAAUACAUUUUUGGGGUAAAUUGGUAUUAUUGGAGUUGUUCUGUUUGGAUUUCGAAAGUGAUUGUCAUUUUAGGUUUCAAUGGACAUGAAAUUGAAGAAUUGAUAUUCUGUUAUAGUAGUAUUUUUUUGGUUGUUAAGAAGGAAGAAGAAUGUUGUUUUUUGGGGGCGAUUUUGAUUAUUUGGUAGAAUUGGAGAUGUUUUGUGUUCAAAGUUGGAAUUUUGAGGGAUUUGAUUGGGAUUUAUGUUUCUAUGGAAAUGAAGAAUUUAUAUUUCUGCA
Messenger RNA from Nicotiana tabacum (common tobacco), 798 nucleotides. NCBI's taxonomy places the organism in Eukaryota, Viridiplantae, Streptophyta, Magnoliopsida, Solanales, Solanaceae. The record is from RefSeq and is a predicted model, not a curated record.